GAAUGUGGGUGUGUUUCUCAAGAACCGUCUACAGUGUGGGCUGUUGCAAAGAUGUGGUGGGAAAGCAUAAAAAGGCUCCUCCCUGAAUAGAGGAGACUGGCUGGCACUGCUUCCAAAUAAUCUAGAGGCAGAGGGAGAUAUCCCAGUGGAAAUACUGUGUGGGAUCUCUUUCAAAGAUGUCUGCAGCCCAUUACAUUGCAGGACAAGCAAAGGUCACAUGAUCCUUGGCCUUGUUUGUGAGAUCCUCCACGGUGGUGGCGUCAUCUCUUGGCUCGGUUCCCAGUUUUUUCUCUGCUUCAGAGGCUGUUGUGUUUUUUUGAGCAGUCUGGAAUGAAAACUGCCAGCCACAGAAAAACCCAUGGAGGGGUUCCAAGGAGGAAAUUGUCAACCAGAUCUCCCUCCCUAUGGUGGCCACACCCACCACGGCCAAAAGUUCUGGACCUCGCUUCAGGAGAACGUCGGAAGAACUGAGGGAGGCUUCUUGGGCAGGCAUGGCUUUCUCGGUGGGAGACCCCGUGGAGAGGCUUCAGGAGGAGGUGUCCUGCUCCAUCUGCUUGGAGUACCUCAGGGACCCAGUGACCAUUGAGUGUGGCCACAACUUCUGCCAGGCUUGCAUCUCCAACUACUGUGAGCGGGCAGCGGGCUCUGUGGCCCAGGUGGCUCUCUGCCCGCAGUGCCGGGCUGGUUUCUUGCUGAGCAGCUCGCGGCCCAACAAGCAGCUGGCCAACAUCGUGGAGGGCAUCGAGCAGCUGGCUCUGCGGCCAAGCAGAGGCCCCGGCGAGGUCUUGUGCGAGAGGCACGGCAAGAAGCUGCGGCUUUUCUGCCAAGACGACGGCGAGCCCAUCUGCCUGGUGUGUGACAAAUCCCGAGAGCAUCGGGCGCACACGGUCCUGCCCAUUGAGGAGGCUGCUCAUGACUACAAGAUUAAGCUCAGGGAAGCUGUGGAUGUUCUCAGGAAGGUUCUGGGGGAAGCAUCAAAGCUGGAAGCCCAAGAGGCAGAGAAAACAGCUCAGUGGAAGGAGAAAGUGGAGGAACGCAAAGCGCUCAUUGUGUCAGGGUACGAAAGACGCCGCCAGGCAAUGGCCGAAGAGGAGCAGCUGCUUUUGAGGCAGCUUCAGGAUGAGGAGCAGGAGACGCUGAAGAAGCUGCAGAUGAACUGGGCCUUCCUGCUUGGGCAGAGCACACGACUACGGGAUCUGAUCUCAGAGAUGGAGCAGAAAUGCCAGCAGCCAGCUGCCUCCCUGCUGAAGGAUGUAAAGGUAGCCUUGACCAGGAGUGAGGAUGUAUCACUGCAGGAACCCCAGCCCAUCUCAAUGGAUCUACAGGACUUAUAUGAUGUUCCUGGGCUGAUGGAGUCACUCCAGAGAUACUCAGUACCGGUGACCUUCGACCCGGACACAGCGAAUCCCUACCUGCUCCUCUCUGACAACCUGCUCUGUGUGCAAGUAGGGGAUCAAAAGCAAGACCUGCCCAAGAGCUUCUCCCGCUUUGAGACAUGUACUUGCCUGCUGGCUUGUCAGCAGUUCACAACUGGGAGACACUACUGGGAAGUGUGUGUGGAGAGCAAGACCAGCUGGACCCUGGGGGUGUGCCGAGAAUCUGUGAGCCGCCAAGGAAUCUUCACUCCCUCCCCGGCAACUGGCUUCUGGGCUGUGUGGCUGAGGAACGGCAAUGAGUACGCAGCCCUCACCUCCCCUCUCACGGAACUGGCUCUGAGAGCCAGGCCUGGGGCAAUAGGCAUCUUCCUGGACUAUGAUGCAGGGGAGGUUUCCUUCUAUAAUGCUGAUGAUGGGUCGCACAUCUUUACCUUUGCAGACUCCUUCUCUGGACCCCUCCGGCCGUACUUCUACCCUGGGGUCCGGGCAGGGGGGCUCAACGAUGCUCCCCUCAUCAUCCGACCAGCAUCCAGCAAGACAUCAGGGAAAUCUUGCUCUUCCCUCCAAUGAGUGCUAACUGUGGAACUCACUGCCAGGAGGUAGAGACAAAGUUAUAUGUGCCAAAGUAUUAGAUAUACAGCCCAGCAAGGAAGAUUUGGAAGCUGCAGCUUUUGUCUGGGAAAGAUCCACCUAAUUUUCCAGACACAAGGCCCAGAAAUAAUUUUCUUCCAGAAUUAGAUGUUGCCUUUCCUGAAGCAGGUGGCUUGGCUCACUUUCUUGAGUCCUUUGAUGUUGUUUGCUGUAUUGAGUGCCUUUCUGCUCCACAUCUCAUCACAUGUGGAAUAAAAAUGCUUUCCUAAUCCUGCAGAUGUAGUGCAAUGUGUGGUGUAGUGGUUAAGAGCGGUAGUCUGCUAAUC
This is a messenger RNA of Podarcis muralis (Common wall lizard), 2293 nucleotides long. Its product is annotated as E3 ubiquitin-protein ligase TRIM58-like. Gene Ontology annotation, molecular function: zinc ion binding; protein binding. The record is from RefSeq and is a predicted model, not a curated record. NCBI's taxonomy places the organism in Eukaryota, Metazoa, Chordata, Lepidosauria, Squamata, Lacertidae.